Paramisgurnus dabryanus is the source of this 3756-nucleotide messenger RNA. RefSeq names its product SHC (Src homology 2 domain containing) transforming protein 2 (gene shc2). NCBI's taxonomy places the organism in Eukaryota, Metazoa, Chordata, Actinopteri, Cypriniformes, Cobitidae. The record is from RefSeq and is a predicted model, not a curated record. Gene Ontology annotation, cellular component: plasma membrane. Gene Ontology annotation, biological process: intracellular signal transduction; cell surface receptor protein tyrosine kinase signaling pathway. Gene Ontology annotation, molecular function: receptor tyrosine kinase binding.
AAGUUUUUAUAUGGUUUUUGUUCUUGGUCUUAAACUGUUGCAUUGUUUGUAAUUCAUUUCUAUUUAAAGGUAAAGUUUGAACUUUUUUCAAUACUGUUCCUGUAGCUAACUUUGAAGAGCAUUGUGUUAGCACUACUGUACAAAGGUUGUUGGUUCGAUUCCCAGGGUACACACAUACUGAUCAAAUGUAUAGCUUGAAUGCACUGUAAGUCUGCCAAAUGCGUAAAUGCAACAUAAUGUAAUACUGUGCCAAACCAGUUGGUUCCCUAUACUUAAACAAUUGCUUGAGCCAAUGUUGCUAUGUCGGACUGAGUGGGAUGCUCAAACAAACAAUGUGAACAAUGUUUUCAUAAAGCCACUGUUUCAUUUUUCAGUCUGAGCAUGUAGUGUAUUUAACUUUCAAAACAUAACACUUCACAUUUAACUAAGGUUGGAGACUUUGUACAUGUUGGUUUGUCUGUUUAUGUACAAUAACAUAUGCAUGAUGCUGUAGGGAGCUCCUGAGGCAGAUGUGCAUUAGCUAAUGUUGGCUAAAUGCAGCUGGGUUGGCCAGGGCUAAUAGAGAGACCAUAACAGCAUGACAUCAUAAUGAGAGUGUGUGUGUGUGGGGGGGGGGUGAGCUGAGAAAGAGAGUGAGCGAGAGAGAGAGGGGGAAGAAGAGAAAGGGGGUGGGAUUAAACCAGCCACUUGAAGGGACAGAAGAAGCUGUCAGUGAGGCAGCGAGAGAGAGAGGGUGACGCUUAUGUGUGCAAGAGGACACAGGGCUAGACUCAGUCCGCAGAGAGCCGAUUCACCUUCCAGUGGAUUCCUGUGGAUUCCUCCUUUUCUUCCACAGCAUCUUUCCUUUUUCCCUAGCCAUCCCCCCUUCCCCUCCCUCCUUCCCCCCACUCUCCUCUCCGAUCUGGACCGCUCCUCCGGGCAUGCUACUUAAGCCCAAGUAUGGCCGCUUCCGGAACGACUCAGUGACCUCCUCCGACGACCUGAUGCAGAGCCUAGCCAUGAGCGGGAAGGUGGUGGCCACGCCGGUGGCCUCCUCGUCCACGCCUGGCUUGGAGCUGCCGCCCCUGGAGACCGCUGCUCUCCCUCCGCCCUCGGCUCAGAUGCUGGCCGACUCUCCCGGGCUGGAUGGCGAGCAGGACGGCACCACCACCUUCUGCAUGCUCAUCCCCAAAAUGCCCCAGUGGAAGUUCUCCAACUCGCUGCUAAGCCGUAGUCCGUCCAAUAGCAGCUCCAGCUCCGGUUCCAGCAAGGACUCGGGCAGGGCCUCUACGGCCGAUAGUUCUGCACCCAGGGGUGCAACUGCUGCUAGUGGUCCCGUGGCUAGUCUUGCAGCUGUUUUCAACUCCUGUGACCCUGUUUGUGUGGGCCCUUGUUCCCUACAGGCCGUUAGGCGGCAGAGGGCCAUCGGAGGUUCAGCAAGUCACAGAGAUUCGGGGGCCACCGAGGGGAGUCCGGGGGGCUCUGGGAGCUUCAGGACAGGGAUGAACCGGAGGACCAGGGUAGAGGGCAUAUGGCUGGGAGAUAACUUUACCCAGAAGGGGAGCUUCAUCAACAAGCCGACGCAGGGGUGGUUGCACCCAGACAUAAAGAUCAGCAGCACAGGAGCUUCCUACAUCGUCAGGUACAUGGGGUGCAUUGAGGUCCUGAAAUCAAUGCGAUCUUUGGACUUCAACACUAGGACGCAGGUUACAAGAGAGGCCAUCAACAGGUUGUGUGAAGCCGUACCAGGAGGAAAAGCUGCCUGGAAGAAGAAAGUCACCAACAAAACCCUCCAGUCCAUCAUGGGGAAGAGUAACCUACGGUUUGCUGGGAUGAGCAUCGGCGUCAACAUCUCCAUCGAGGGCUUGAGUUUGCUGGUCCCCACCACACGACAGGUAAUUGCACACCACCCCAUGCAGUCCAUCUCCUUCGCUUCUGGCGGAGACUCUGAUACGCCUGACUAUGUUGCCUAUGUGGCCAAAGAUCCUGUGAAUCAAAGAGCUUGUCAUAUCCUGGAGUGUGGUGAUGGUCUUGCCCAGAAUGUGAUCAGUACCAUCGGCCAGGCCUUCGAACUUCAGUUCAAACAGUAUUUGCACAGCCCACCCAAAGCCAUUCCCCCUAUGGACAGGAAUAUACGAACAGAGGAGUCAGCAUGGGGUGAUGAUGAAGAGUCAUCCGAGCAUAAUUAUUACAACAACAUCCCAGGCAAGGAGCCUCCAGUGGGGGGCGUGGUGGACUCCAGACUCAGGCCUCCAGUGGCUCUAUUUGGUCACGCCCAUACCCAACCACAGAACAAAACAGCUCAGAUGGGGUCACCAGCCAAAAGAGAAGCAAGCACCCUUCCUGCCCCCCACUUGUGUUAUGAAGUGCACUGGGACACGGAGAACAACGGUAGCUCAAGUUUGACUUCUGAUGGUUACUUGCGAGCAGAUGGUCAUCCACCUGGCAGCCGCGAUUAUGAGGAACACCUGUACGUAAACACUCAGAAUCUGGACAACGUGGAGACCUCAGCGGACACACGAGGAGGACGAAAACCAGAUAGUCCUAAGAAAGACAUAUUUGACAUGAGGCCAUUCGAGGAUGCUCUGCGUCUACACGAGGCCAGUGGGGUUUGUGUAUUGGAAGACAAGUGGCCGAGUCCCCCGCGUCGCCGGGCUCCCGUCGCCCCUACAGAAGACCAACUACGACGUGAAAUGUGGUACCACGGACGCAUGAGCCGCAGGGACGCAGAGAAUCUCCUGGUCCGAGAUGGAGAUUUCCUGGUGCGGGACAGCGCGACUAACCCAGGCCAAUAUGUGCUGACGGGGAUGCAGUGCGGCCUGCCCAAACAUCUGCUGCUGGUGGAUCCAGAAGGAGUGGUUCGGACUAAAGAUAUGCUGUUUGAGAGCAUAAGUCACCUGAUCAACUACCACUUGACCAACAAACUGCCCAUUGUGGCAGCGGAGAGCGAGUUACACCUCCAGCAAGUGGUUUGCAGAAAACAUUAACCUCCACUUCAACCCUGUAUACUGUACAUGAGAGCGAGGCUGUACCCCGUGCCACAAAUCCAGAGGCUCCACACUAUUGCCUUAAACACAGACUCUGAGCUUCCACUGGGACUUGUGGGAUUUCACUGUUCCUUUGGCACUGACCACAAACUACAGCUUUCAGCAUGCCUUGCUCAAUCAUCCUUUCCUCAACCCAGAACCAACUGAGAAGACCCCCGCACCCCAACUGCGAUCUAGACAUUGGGAAAUAAAGUGCUUUACUUCGUGCAAACCAAACCCUACAAUUUCCCAGCAGACUGUCAUUGGUGAUGACCGUGCCUGUCAAAAAAAUGUGAACUUAUGAGAAACACGAGACCAAUCGUCUUAUUUCCUUGUUUCCUCAACAUCUGUAUGAGCAUUGAAUGGACUGCUGUUUCUAAAUGUGAUGUAUUCAGUAACUGUGGUUAUGAUCUUUUCUGGUGAUCAUUUCUGUGGACCGACUGGACAUCAAUAUCUUGUUGUGCUUUAAAAAAAAGUGGUCAACAGUUUGUUCUCAGGAUGCAGUAUUUGAUAAGGAAAUUAUAUAAAGCUUAUAAGCUCAGCUUUAAUGCAGUCGUAUCCAAUGCACAUGUUUCAUUUACGAACUCUCAGGACCAAACAUUGGGUCAUGUGAUGUUACCCUUUUUUAAAGCGACAGUGAUCGAACAUGCAUUAUACUUCAUAGCAUCUCUUUUGUGUUUAGUCAAAUAAACAAAUGUGUACCAAUGGUAUGUGCACCAAAACACAAACAACAAUGGUAAAAUUUCACCAA